CAGCAGGCAGAAAAGGGUGUGGCCUUUCAUAUUUUGUAUUGUUCUGUGACACUUGUAUAGGUUGGGGGAGCAUAGGGACACAGAACAAGAACAAAUAGGAUUCUUUUUUAGUUUUCAGAAAGGCCUUCUGAUUUGUGACCAACAAACAAAUAGGGGGAUUGUGGGAAGGAAUUAGGAAACAAUCACUAGGGAGAUUUUGGUUUUGUUUUCUAGAGAAUACCCAAUAGCGAUGGAGGUUGAGAAUGAAAUGAGGCAAUCCAAGUUCAGAAGAAUUUGUGUGUUUUGUGGGAGCAGUCAGGGCAGGAAAAGUAGCUACCAGGAUGCUGCCAUUGAGCUCGGCAAGGAAUUGGUUUCGAGGAGCAUAAAUCUGGUGUAUGGAGGAGGAAGCAUAGGACUAAUGGGUUUGGUUUCUCAAGCUGUUCAUGACGGUGGAGGCCAUGUCAUUGGAGUCAUUCCCAAGACGCUCAUGCCUCGAGAGCUAACUGGUGAAACAGUAGGGGAAGUGAAGGCAGUUGCAGAUAUGCACCAAAGGAAGGCUGAGAUGGCUAAGCAUUCAGAUGCUUUUAUUGCCUUACCUGGUGGUUAUGGGACUCUAGAGGAGUUGCUUGAAGUCAUAACUUGGGCUCAGCUUGGAAUUCAUGAUAAACCUGUGGGUUUGCUGAAUGUUGAUGGAUACUACAAUUCUUUGCUGUCAUUUAUCGACAAAGCUGUGGAAGAGGGAUUCAUCAGUCCAAGCGCACGUGAAAUAAUCUUAUCCGCUCCAACUGCGAAGGAGUUGAUGAUGAAAUUGGAGGAUUAUGCCCCUUGUCAUGAAAGAGUUGCCUCAAAGUUGAACUGGGAAAUAGAGCAGCUGGGCUAUCUCUAGAAAAGGAUAUAGAAUGGAUAAGGAAGAAAGAUGGAAUCUGAAUUUUGGAGCUCUAAAUUUCUAUUUUGGGGGAUUCUUUUUUGUAAAUUACUGCAAAUUGACCUCAGUAAAUGAAGUUUGUUAUAUUUCCUUCUCCAUGAAACACUAAUUUCCUUUUGAAAUUGUAAGUAAAUGAUGAGGUUGAUGAAGUUUCCCCUCUGAGAAUGGGCUUACACUCUACUAACUGAAGGAAAAGAAAAAAACAAAAACAAAAUUUAGCUGUGUUUUCAUCAA
Molecule: messenger RNA, 1138 nt
Organism: Momordica charantia (bitter melon)
Lineage: Eukaryota; Viridiplantae; Streptophyta; Magnoliopsida; Cucurbitales; Cucurbitaceae
Product: cytokinin riboside 5'-monophosphate phosphoribohydrolase LOG3
Biological process (GO): cytokinin biosynthetic process
Cellular component (GO): nucleus; cytosol
Molecular function (GO): hydrolase activity, hydrolyzing N-glycosyl compounds
Source: RefSeq, a predicted model, not a curated record